GAUAGCCAAACAGGUAGAAGAUGGGACAUUACAGACUCAAGGAAGUAAUGACAUCCAAACCAUGGGAUUAGGUGGUACUGAACGUAGUUGCGUAAGAGGUGUAGGAGGAAAGGUCACUCCAACCAUGUACUUCCACGUGCCUAGACGUGGAAAUCAUUCACGUUGUGAGGAGAAGCAAAAGAGCCUGUUGCAAAUUGUUUCUCAAAUGCAAGUUCAGCUUGAUACAAUAGUUGAUGCAAUAGCACAACACAUGCCUCACACACCAAAAUCUGAUAAUAUCGGUUCAAACACUUUUAGAAGUGACAAUCUCGGAAGUCCACAAGUUAAUAAUUUUGCAAUGGACAAUUGGGGGAGAACCAAGGAGGACAUGUCACCUCCAAACCCCACACCAAAAGUCAAGAAGGGCAAGCAAUGUAAACUGGUAGUAGGAUCCAUCAAUAACAUUGUUGCUCUUGGCACGGCAUAUGAGAAAGCGGUACCGAAUGAAGAAGUUCAUAUGGUACCGCUAGAGGAGAGCAAUCUGCGCGUGUCAAUUGAUGUUGUUAAAGUAGGAGAGGCCUUUCUUCCUAUACCUAUCCCUGAAGGGCUUCAUUUUAUAGGGGCGGCUACUGUAGGAGAGGCGGUUGGGUUUCAUGUAGCAUGGCCCAAAAGCCUUAUAUUGUUUGCCCCUGAGGUUGGUUCGAAAAAACCUGGCAUGUUUGGAGAUGAGGCAACGCCAAAAAACCAAGAUUGUAGAAAUAAUUUGGACUUACCGAACAUCAAUAAGAGCCAGCAAUGUAGACUAGCAGUGGGAUUAGUCAAUAACAUUGUUGCUCUUGGUACGAUGCUUUGGAAGAGUGGACCGAAUGAACUUCUUCAUACAGUACCACUAGGUGAGGACCAUGUGCGCGUGUCAAUUGAUGUUGUGAAGGUAAAAAAUGCCCUUCUUCCUAUUCCUAUCUCCGAAGAGGUGGCUACUGUAGGAGAUGCGGUUGGUUGUUUUGUAGCUUGGCCCAAAGACUUUAUAUUUUUUGCCCCAGAGGUUGCUUCAAAAAAACCCAGCAUGGUUGGGAAUGAGGCUGCUUAUAAAAAACCUCGCAUGACUAGAAAUAAGAAUGCUUUGAAACAUCAUGGAGUGGUUGGUCGUAAAGUGGUCGGCGAUGAGGUGACUUCAAAAAAUGUGGAGUGGGAAAGUAAUUUGGAAUGCAUUGAAUUAUUUACCACAUUGACCAAGCACACCGAUAAGAUGGAAGCUUUUCAAAUUCGUAUAGAUGAUGACAUAUUUGGUGCGGAGGUUUAUGCUCAACUACAAAAAAGUUGACAUGGAGUACAUAUGUCAUAUGAAAGAAGUAUCUGCUACAUGCAUAAUGUUAUACAUAAGACAACUCUAUGCGGGUAUCAAGGUUUCCAAUAUGGAUACAAGAUUUGCAUUUGUUAAUCCUUGCUCACUUAGUGAAAAUUAUAAGACUAGUGAAGCUUCAAAGCCCAGAAUGCUUGCAAGUCGACUUGAAGAUGUCAAGAAUGACCAAUUGCUUUUGGUUCCUUGUAAUAUUGGGAUCCAUUGGGUAUUGUGAGUCGUUGAUUUGUCAUCUUCAACAGUGUACUACAUGGAUGCAAUUAAUAAGGAAGUCCACUCACCCCUUAAACUCUUGAUUAAGACUAAGGGAGUACGGAGUAGUCGAAUUAUUAAUUGGAAAACAGUCGAGGUAUCAAUGCAAUCUCUCUCUUUUUGGGUUUUUUUGGAAUUGUUUUUAUGUUUUUUUUGAUUGAAAUUAUUGUAUUUGUCUACGGUGCCCGAAACAACCUACAAACGUGGAAUGUGGGUUCUAUGUAAUGAAAUACAUGAAAGAUUUGAUUAGAGAUGAGAGGAUCUUAAGCAGAGGAAAUUUCAAUGGAAAAAAAACUUACACGAAAGCCAAAAUUGAUGAAGUGCAAGCCGAGUGGAUAAAGUCCGUUAUGAACGAAAUAUAAUCAGCUUAUAUGUACAAAGAGAAGCAGAUAAAUAACUUCAACUAGGGUUUUUGGAGGGCUUGAUUUGGUCUCUCUCUCUCUCUCAAUUGAUCUCUCUGUUGAUGUUGGCUCUCGGCCACUUGUCCAAAACCUGUCCGACUCAUAAAAAUAUUUAAAUACAUGUACACAUAUUUUUCACUUGUCAAAAACGCGUCUGAGCAUGUCUGUGUCUGACCCGUCUGGGAUACGGAUACGAGAGGCCUGGAAAUGCUUCUUAGAUUCAAAGAGCUAUAAUAUGGGACACUAUGUGAGGUUCGCAAAAAAACUAAAUCAAGACCAAUACAGAACAACCCAAGAAGUAGCCUCAUAUGCGAAAUUAAUUAACUUACAAGUAACAAUGAAAGACUCCUAUCCAGGAAGAUUAGUAAUCAAUUCUUCUUGCCUUUGGCAAGAUUUGACCUUUGAGUAGAGAGUGUUCGAGGGUGGCAACUAGACUAGCCCUAGUUGGUUUGCCAAUGUACUAGAUUUGGAUAGUUGUCAUUGCAUUAUAUACUUUGUGUUGCCCAUGUGGUUUAUGUAUGCGUACAUAACAAUAUAUGAUGAACAAGUUUUACUUUCAUAUAUAUGAUAGUUUAUCCCAUUCGAUGAUGCAUCCCCCAGAUCCAAAUCUUUAGAUUGGGUUCGCAUUUUACAAUUUUGAGUUUGAUGGGCUUGAUUCUAGAUGCAAGCACAUACAAGACACCCACCCCAGUACUCAAGUCCAUGUAACAGCUUUGGACCUAUGGUGGGCCCUCAGUCAUGGGAUGUGUGAGUAAUCCCUAAACCCAUAUUGGAUUACCCGAGGCCUUGUUGAUUUGUAAUAAUGACAGGCUGAAGAGGGUGUCAUUAUAGACAUCCAUACAAUGCAAGGACUGAGGUAGUGAACAUAGUUUUGCUUGAAAUUUCCUGCUAAACUCUUGAUAAAAGAGUUCUGGACUUCUGGGUUUUGAUGUUCUUUGGUAGGGAGCACCCUUGUUUUAUAAUCUUGUGUAAGACUUGUUAAUGUACACAAUUGAAGUGUUUUAUUGCUAUUUGUCUUGAAUCUGAAGUGAAGCGGGUUUUUGACAUAUUAGUUGGAGUCCAGUGGUUAGUUUUGCUUCCUGUUACACAAUUGAAAUUUGCAGUCAAAUAACCAUCCUAAUGGUAGUAUUGAGAACUUCAAGGUUCAGUCAGUUGCCAGAGUUUGGUUCUAAAGAUGUGUUUUCUGCUACUUUUUUCGUGGAGUUCUUGAUGCUACUACUUUUUGUUUUCUCCUAGAUUUAGGCAUUGGAGUUCUUGAUGCUGCUACUUUUUGUUUUCUGGUGGAUUUAGGCAUGCUCUGAGAAGAUGAAGUGCUUGAAAUUGGCUUCAAAGAAUGAAGAAUUCGUUGUAUACUUCCAUGCUUGCGGUUCAAUUAGUUUUCUUUGUCCUUUUUAUUGUUGAAGCUUUUGUUCUGCAUUUUUAUGCAUUUUCAGAAAUUUGAUUGAUGUUAGAUUAAUUCAAAGUAGGCUUUCCGGCACGAUGUUUCUAUCUAUGACAUGUUUUGUGCAAGAUGCAAUAUCAGUUAUGCAUAUUUCGUAUUGCUAUGUCUUUUGUUUUGGAGAAGAUAGCUACAGGCUAAAUACUUAUUUUACAUGUAUUUAUUAUUGGUUAGAGAUUCGGGCAUUUUUUAAAUGCUUAAAAAAAAAAAGAUGCAUCUUUCUAUCACAUUUUUAGAUUGUGAUGAUAAGAACAUUUAAUCACGGUUUUAGACGAAAACCGUGAUCUAAAAACUAGAAAAGAUCACACUAACUGUUUUCCAUCUCAUUUUUUAGACAUGAAAGAUCAUAGUGUUUGGUGGUGAUUGUUAUUCACAUAUAAUCACGGUUUUUCAAGAAGAGUGUGAUCAAAACCCGAGAAAGAACACGGAAAUGAGUUUCUAUCUCGGUUUUGGCUAGAAACGAUCACGCUUUUUGGGUGUGAUUGUUUCUUUCUUUCAAUCACGGUUUAUAACCGUGAUAAAAAAGAGUGACUUACAAUCACACCCAGAUCUAUCACGGUAGGAGGAGUGUGAUAAAAGACUAACUAUCACUGCCAAUAGUAGUGAUUUGUUAUGCUUUAUUGUAGUAGUGCCUAA
This is a messenger RNA of Rhododendron vialii, 4063 nucleotides long. RefSeq lists its product as uncharacterized. The transcript has 14 exons. Bases 62 to 1300 code for a protein of 412 amino acids. The record is from RefSeq and is a predicted model, not a curated record. NCBI's taxonomy places the organism in Eukaryota, Viridiplantae, Streptophyta, Magnoliopsida, Ericales, Ericaceae.